Molecule: messenger RNA, 3204 nt
Organism: Loxodonta africana (African savanna elephant)
Lineage: Eukaryota; Metazoa; Chordata; Mammalia; Proboscidea; Elephantidae
Gene: PLG
Product: plasminogen
Exons: 19
Coding region: 1-2427 (808 amino acids)
Biological process (GO): proteolysis
Molecular function (GO): serine-type endopeptidase activity; signaling receptor binding
Source: RefSeq, a predicted model, not a curated record
AUGGAACAGACGAAAGUGGUCCUUCUAUUUCUUUUAUUUCUGCCACCAGGUCGAGGAGGCUCCCUGGAGAACUACGUAAAUACUGAAGGGGCUUUCCUCUUUAGUGGCAUGAAGAAGCAUCUAGAAGUAGGAAGCAUAAGUGAAUGUGUGACAAAAUGCGAGGAGGAAACCGAGUUCAUUUGCAGAUCAUUCCAAUACCACAGUAAAGAGCAACAAUGUGUGAUAAUGGCUGAAAACAGGAAGUCUUCCACCAUCAACAGGAGGAGAGAUGUCAUUUUAUUUGAAAAGAAAAUAUAUCUUUCAGAGUGCAAGACCGGAAAUGGAAAGAGCUACAGGGGUACCAUGGCCAAAACUAGAAGUGGGUUAGCCUGCCAGAAGUGGAGCGAUAACUUUCCUCACGUACCCAAAUAUAUUCCUGAAAAAUACCCAUCCGAGGGACUGGAGGAAAACUACUGCCGGAACCCAGACAACGACCAGCAUGGUCCGUGGUGCUACACCACCAACCCAGACGUCAGAUUUGAAUUCUGUGACAUUCCUGAGUGUGAAGAUGAAUGCAUGCACUGUAGUGGAGAAAACUAUCAGGGCAAAAUUUCCAAGACCGUAUCCGGACUUGACUGCCAGGCCUGGGACUCUCAGAGCCCACAUGCUCAUGGAUACCUUCCUUCCAAAUUUCCCAACAAGAACCUGAAAAUGAAUUACUGCCGAAACCCUGAUGGGGAGCCCCGCCCAUGGUGCUUCACCAUGGACCUCAACAAGCGCUGGGAGUUCUGCGACAUCCCCCGCUGCACAACAUCGCCACCACCAUCUGGUCCGACACAUCAGUGUCUGAAGGGAAAAGGUGAAACCUAUCGAGGGAAUGUGGCCAUUACGGCAUCCGGGCACACCUGUCAGCGCUGGAGCGAGCAGACCCCCCACAAGCACAACAGGACCCCGCAGAACUUUCCCUGCAAAAAUCUGGAUGAAAACUACUGUCGUAACCCUGAUGGAGAAAGCGCCCCUUGGUGCUACACAACCAACGUCGAUGUGAGAUGGGAACACUGCAAUGUACCAUCCUGCGAUUCAUCCGCAUCAUCCACGGAGGCAAUAAUGCCACCUGAACAAACCCCUGUGGUCCAGGAGUGCUAUCAGGGCAAUGGACAGACUUAUCGAGGAACCUCCUCCACUACAAUCACAGGGAAGAAGUGUCAGUCUUGGUUAUCUAUGACACCACACCAUCAUUAUAAGACCCCGGAAAACUACCCAGAUGCUGACUUGACAAUGAACUACUGCAGGAAUCCAGAUGCUGAUGAAAGACCUUGGUGCUUUACCACUCAUCCCAGUGUCCGAUGGGAGUACUGUAAUCUGAAGAGGUGUUCAGAGACAGUAGGGAGUGCCCCAAACUCUCCUGCUGUGUCCCACGUUCCACAAGUCGAGGCUCCUUCCGAAACAGACUGCAUGUUUGGGAAUGGCAAACAAUACAGGGGCAAGAAGGCAACUACUGCUACCGGCACUCUGUGCCAGGGGUGGGCUGCACAGGAGCCCCACAGGCACAACAUUUUCACACCAGAGACGAAUCCACGGGCAGGCCUGGAGAAAAAUUACUGCCGCAACCCGGAUGGAGAUGUCAAUGGUCCUUGGUGCUACACAAUGGAUCCAAAAAAGCUUUUUGACUACUGUGAUGUCCCUCUGUGUGCCACGCCCUCAGUUGACUGUGGAAAGCCCAAGGUGGAGCCGAGGAAGUGUUCUGGAAGGGUUGUAGGUGGGUGUGUGGCCAAUCCGCAUUCCUGGCCCUGGCAAAGCAGUCUCAGGACAAAAAGAUCUGGGGUGCACUUUUGUGGGGGCACUUUAAUAUCCCCGGAGUGGGUGCUGACUGCACAUCACUGCUUGCAGAGGUUCCCCAGCCCGUUAUCGUACAAGGUUGUCCUUGGUGCACACAAAGAACGGAAUCUUGAACCAGAUGUUCAAACAAUAGAUGUUUCUAAGCAGUUCUCGGGGCCCUCAGGAGCAGAUAUCGCCUUGCUGAAGCUAAGCAGACCUGCCCAAAUCACUGAGAAGGUCAUCCCAGCUUGUCUUCCACCUGCAAAUUAUGUGGUUGCUGACCAGACAGAAUGCUACAUCACUGGCUGGGGUGAAACUCAAGGCACCUCUGGUGAUGGCCUUCUCAAGGAAGCCCAGCUCCCGGUGAUUGAGAACAAAGUGUGCAAUCGCAGAGAGCAUCUGGGCGGAAGAGUUCAGGCAACCGAACUCUGCGCUGGGCUCUUGAGUGGAGGUACAGACAGCUGCCAGGGUGACAGCGGAGGGCCUCUGGUUUGCUUCGAGAAGGACAAAUACAUUUUACAAGGAGUCACUUCCUGGGGUCUUGGCUGUGCACAGGUCAAUAAGCCUGGUGUUUAUGUCCGUGUUUCAAGGUUUGUUACUUGGAUUGAAAGCAUAAUGAGGGAAAACUAAUUGGAUGGGAGACAGAGGGAGCAUCGGCUGAUCUAGAAACAAGAACACGGGUAGGGAACUUAGCUCAGAAAUAAUUAACAGUGGUCAGACUAAGACCCCGUCCUUAGCUAUCACCAACUGCUAAACCUCAAGGCGUUUUGACAUUUCUGUGGAUAAACUUUCCUGCCCAUGAGCUGCUACUAAGGCAGCACAGUUGUGAUAUUUGUUGAGAAUAAACUGUACUUACCUUGACUUGACUUAAUUUGUUUGCGUCUUCAACAUUUUUUGCAUUCUUCGCUCAUCCUCCACCCCAGAGUAGCCAUUUUUUUUUUAAUUUAUUGUGCUGAAAGUGGAAGUUUACAAAUCAAGUUGGACUCUCAUACAAAAAUUUAUAAACACCUUGCUAUAUACUAAUUGCUCUCCCCCUAAUGAGACAGCACGCUCCUUCCCUCCACUCUCUCUUUUCGUGUCCAUUCGGCCAGCUUCUGACCCCCUCCUCCCUCCCAUCUCCCUUUCAGACAGGAGAUGCCAACAUAGUCUCAUGUGUCUACUUGAUCCAAGAAGCUCAUUCUUUACCAGUAUCCUUGUCUAUCCCAUAGUCCAGUCCAAUCCCUGUAUGAAGAGUUAGCUUUAGGAAUGAUUCCUGUCUUGGGCUAAGAGAAGGUCUGGGGACCAUGACCUCCGGGUUCAUUCUAGUCUCAGUCAGACCAUUAAGUCUGGUCUUUUUAUGAGAAUUUGGGGUCUGCAUCCUACUGUUCUGCUUCCUCAUGGGUUCUCUGUUGUGUUCCCUGUCAGGGA